This is a messenger RNA of Cooperia oncophora, 150 nucleotides long. NCBI's taxonomy places the organism in Eukaryota, Metazoa, Nematoda, Chromadorea, Rhabditida, Trichostrongylidae. The record is from the annotation of a GenBank genome assembly.
AUGCGCGGCUAUUUUCACAAUGACGAAGCAACAGAGCACUGCAUUAGAGAUGGGUGGUUGCACACAGGUGAUCUCGGUUACGUUGACGAAAACAAUUUCCUCUUCAUAGUGGACCGACUCAAGGAGCUCAUCAAAGUGAAGGGAUUUCAG